AAUGGUACUGGUAAUGGCCGUCUAACGGUUGUGUAGUAUGUUCGUUGCAGUUGCCUGUAUAUAUCCAUUUUAUCAAUGCGAAAAGCACGUGUUUAAAAUGCGUGCAUGCCAAUUCGAAUUUUGAUAGUGCGACUUGUAGUGACGGAAACACAGUUUGGAAGAAUGAUUUACUGAUAAGAGGUGGGACGACUUGUUAAAAUUACGGAGGGACAAUGAGUUUCAGAAGAGGAGAGUAUCCUUACGGAGGCGGCGAUAAAAAUGGAGUUGUACAGCCUUUGCAACACGGGGAAGAGAGUAGCGAACGAGCGAAAACCCAACAACCCGUUAAACUGCAACCAUCCUGGGAGGAGAAUAAUCUACCCGAAGACGAACUGAAUUUUAAGAAUCAGACCAUGGAUGAUGCCAGUUUGGCAUUAAAUCAACCUCCCGACAAAUAUAAUUUAGUGUAUUUGACUUUUUUGAUCCAUGGAAUUGGAGUUUUAACGCCUUGGAACAUGUUCAUCACUGCCGAUAAGUAUUUUUCAGAACACAAAUUGUCAGAGGAAUACACUGGCGAAAUUUCACCAUACGUGACGAAUUUUAUGCAAUAUCUCACUUUUGCUUCCCAAGUUCCUAAUGUGUUUUUCAAUUGGCUUAAUAUUUUUAUACAAAUCGGUGGUAAUUUAACCACGCGUAUAGUUUGGAGCAUUAGUAUCGAAGUAGUCGUUUUUAUAGUCACUAUUAUACUUGCAAUGAUAGAUACAAGCACUUGGCCAGUUCCAUUUUUUUGGAUAACGAUGGUGUGCGUAGUUAUUUUGAAUAUGGCCAAUGGCAUUUAUCAGAACACCGUUUUCGGAAUGGCCGCUAAACUGCCGGGGAAAUACACUGGAGCUGUGGUUUUAGGCUCUAAUAUUAGCGGGACUUUUACAGCUGUAGUCUCGCUGUUAUCGACCAUAAUGGCCUCGAAUAAAAAAAUGGCCGCUAUUUAUUACUUCAUCACGGCGCUUUUUGUACUGCUUGUCUGCUUUGACACCUACUUUGCCUUACCGCUAAAUCGAUUCUACCGCCACCAUGAGCUCCGCGAAAAGAAAAACGCGGAACUGCGAAAACAAAUGAACCAAGGGCGGUCCCAAAGAAUCCCCUACUUGCACAUCCUCAAAAAAUCCCUCCCUCAACUUUACAACGUUUUCUUCAUAUUUUUCGUGACCCUAUCAAUUUUUCCAGCAAUACAAACAAACAUUAGGCGUGGUGACGAAAAUUUUUUUAUUGGAGAUAAUUAUUACACAGGAAUUACGUGUUUUUUGACUUUUAAUGUUUGCGCGAUGGUGGGCAGUUAUCUAACUAAUUUACUGUGUUGGCCCGGCCCUAAAUAUUUAUGGAUUUUUGUCACUCUUCGAGUGUUGUAUAUCCCGUUUUUCUUCUUUUGUAAUUACCAGAUAAACGGGAUUGAGAGACAUAUUCCGGUGUAUAUCACAAGUGACUGGGUUUAUUGGAUAGUUGCUAUUACAAUGGGGUUGACUAGUGGGUAUUUUAGCUCUCUGGCAAUGAUGUACACCCCAAGGUGCGUUGAAGAGAGAUAUUCCUCAACUGCGGGCAUGUUCGCUGCCGCUUCUUUGAUAACUGGUAUCUUUACUGGAAUUUUAUCAACAUUUUUAUGGCCUUGGAUAAUCAAGCAUGUUAAAUACUAGCAAAAGUGUUUGGUAUAUGAUACGGAAACGGAAUUAUCUAUACAAUUUUAGAUAGUAGUUUCUGUCAUAUGCCAUAGAGAAGCAAAUUUUAUUUCAAUGGGUCCCGAAUCAUAGUUCUUCCAAGUAACGAAGAAUAUUGUUUUUUGUAUCAGUUUUGUAAAUAGUUGACAGAAUAGUUUUAUUUCCAUUGGCUUUCCAAAAACGUUUUCUGAGAAAACCGCUAGAUUUGCAUUUUGAUAAGACGUUGCAAGACUGACUGUAAAUUAUAAUCAAUUAGUUCUAGUUUACUACUUGUGUUUUCAAUAAAGUUAAUUUUGUGUU
Molecule: messenger RNA, 1988 nt
Organism: Tribolium madens (black flour beetle)
Lineage: Eukaryota; Metazoa; Arthropoda; Insecta; Coleoptera; Tenebrionidae
Gene: Ent2
Product: equilibrative nucleoside transporter 1
Exons: 10
Coding region: 213-1667 (484 amino acids)
Biological process (GO): nucleoside transmembrane transport
Cellular component (GO): plasma membrane
Molecular function (GO): nucleoside transmembrane transporter activity
Source: RefSeq, a predicted model, not a curated record